GGGAAGCAGACGGACGGUAUCUGUGUUUCCAAACACCUAUGUUAAGAUGCCAAUUAGCGUACACAGUGUCUUCAUUGGUUAACAGAAAAUCACCACAACAUAACAUUCAUUAAGAUGCGCUUUUCAUAGUAACUCGUUCCCUCCUGCACGAAGAGUAUGCAGUGAGGUCUAUUUAUAAAAAAGAGUCUGUGCUGAAAGGAGCAGUCAUUGCUUCAGUGCGAGUCAGACUGUGAGAUUUGUAUAGACUGUGCUAGAUUUACCUGCUGUGAUAUCUGCUGCUCGACUCGCUAGAUGCAGAUGUUUCUCCAUCGCGGGGUAGUCGGCUCUCUUUCCUCGCGGGCUACAUCGUUGAUCCAUCGACCAGCGACCCUGUAUCGGGGAUGAUCAAACUUCCACCAAUUCUACACAUCAAACAUGCCAUAACCAAUGACUGAUGUACACGACUGUUGUAUUAAUGAGAAGUGUGGGAUUAACUUGACCGAGUGAGUACAAACUUUUCUGGAGCUAGUUUUUUUUGCAGCAGCAUGCAGAUGACAACCAUGUCUACCAUGAUGAAGGAAAAUGAAUCUGAUGAGGGUAGUUUCUACAAUGAACUGCCUACCAACCCCUUGGUUGAACCAGGGACCAUGUCCAUUGUUAUUAUAUUAUACACUGUUACUUGUUUAAUGGGCAUGUUUGGUAAUGGCUUGAUUUGCCUCGUGGUCAUCCGAAGGCCCAAAAUGCGGACCGUUAUCAAUUUAUUCAUCUGCAAUCUUGCACUGUCUGAUCUGGUGCUUUGCAGCUUUGGAGCUCCACUUACGCUGGUUGCAAUGCUAAGUUCAUCAUGGACUCUGGGUCUCGCACCGUGUAGGAUUUACAGCAUGAUCACAGCUUGUAUGGUAUUUGUUUCGUCACUAACUUUUACUGCUGUUGCUAUUGACCGAUUUUGUCUGGUUGUCUACCCAUUCCUUCGACCCAUUGACAAAGUCAAAUGUAUUGUUGCUAUAGUGAUUAUAUGGAUCAUAGCCAUUGCAAUGACACUGCCCAUUGCCCUGCAAUCUUAUAUCAUUGACUUGGCAGAAAUUUAUAACAUAACCACACAUACAAUCGUCUGCAUUGAGAUUUGGGACUACACUGAAAAUCGAAAAAAGUACACCAUUGCACUCUUCGUUGUUCAGUUUGCUUACCCUCUUUUGCUGGUAAGUAUUGCACACGCCAGUAUUGCAAUCAAACUCAUGCGAAACGUCAAACCUGGGGCCCGUAGUCGGGAUAAUGACGCUAUGGAAAACCGCCGUCGAAGGCGAACGAAUCGAAUGCUCUCCGCAGUAGUUACCGUCUUCGCUGUGUCUUGGUUACCAUUUAAUGUCGUCAGUCUCAUACAAGAACUCGGAGAAGGUGACACACCCAGUCACUUUACUGGUGCUGCUGUGUACUUACUAGCCGUAUCGAGCACGUGGUUAAAUCCUCUUCUCUACGCUUGGCUCAAUGACAAUUUCCGCAAGGAGUUCCACCGAAUGAUGCCUUGCAUUCCAUGCUUGAAAGAAACCCGGAACGUGGGCUGCGUCAAGCCGUCACAGCCAGGGGCAUCCACGACCAAUUUCAUGAUCGAUAAACGUUCACAGCCGAGUAUGGCGACAUAUCUACAGCCAACGUCCGUCGAGAAGAGCUCAUCGGGUAAGAGUGGCGAGCAUGAUACCACUAUGUGACGCAAACUCAUCAAACUUAUCCCUCCCAAAAUCAUCGCAAACUAAAACAGCUUUCAAUUUGCAGCAUGGACAGAAUAAAACUGAUGAAAUACGAACCUGUUCGCUAUAAACUUUUUUGAUCGUCAUGGGCUUUCAUGAAUUGGUGAGUAAACACGAAGGAAGUUAAACAGAAAGAAAACUAUUAAUGUUUACACUAAGUUUAAGGUUUAUUUAAUUAGUAUUUUAGUAAGUUAGUAGAAAGUAAAGUUUGAACAUUUAAACACUGUGUGGAACCUUGUGUGUUAAAGGGAACCUAAAUGUAAUGAUAUUGUCAUUUCAAGAAUUCGUAUCGACGAUUAUGUUUGAGCAAAGAGACUCAAGAUAAAACUGUAUACAAAUGCUGCUUAAAAUUCUCCUUUCACAAACAAAAGUCAUACAAAAAUGUUUCAUAUACUCUUCCGUAGUUCAGCAUAAAACGUAGAAAAAUAACGCUUGAAGUUUUUUUCUCCCCAAACUUUACUUCGGUACUAUUAUUUAGAAUUACUUGUUUCUCCUGUCUUACAACUUUAACUCAUGUAGAAAUAUUGUAAGCCUCGCCUUUAAGUUGUAUUUCGUGACCAUGGGCACCACUUACGACAAUGUGCCCUCAUCGCAGUGUGAACAAUGGGCUAGGGAACGAUUACUAAAAAAGGAGCCAUUUUCAUCUGUCACCAAGUCUUGAUAACACAUAAAGCUACCCACUUUUACAUCUACGUUUGAACAAGCCAUUCAGUCGAAAAGUUGUGCUACAUUGUUCAUGUUUUUCAAAAUGUAACGAGUUUUUUUUUAAAGUGAGAUUCUCAGAAGAAAUCCGUUGGUUUAUUCAGAACAGAUUAUUUUUCAAUUAGGGUUCUCAAUAGAAAAAUCAAUUUUGGUUUGAAGCUGGUCCACUGCACAAGCUUGGGUGUUGAAUUAAUUAACUCUAUAUCAAAUUAUGACCAAACCGACAAAGUGUUGCAAUUAAUCACAUUACUAUAUGAUUGGUGACACACGGUGUCGGUGCUGUGACAUUUAGAUACAUGUACUCAUAUAAUAAAUUUAAAGACACUGGACACCUUUGGUAGUUGUAAAAGACUAGUACUCUCACUUGGUACAUCCCAACA
Messenger RNA from Asterias rubens (European starfish), 2806 nucleotides. RefSeq names its product neuropeptide F receptor-like. Gene Ontology annotation, biological process: G protein-coupled receptor signaling pathway. The transcript has a single exon. The coding region runs from base 525 to 1685 and encodes 386 amino acids. NCBI's taxonomy places the organism in Eukaryota, Metazoa, Echinodermata, Asteroidea, Forcipulatida, Asteriidae. The record is from RefSeq and is a predicted model, not a curated record. Gene Ontology annotation, molecular function: neuropeptide binding; neuropeptide Y receptor activity. Gene Ontology annotation, cellular component: plasma membrane; neuron projection.